Molecule: messenger RNA, 1422 nt
Organism: Malassezia sympodialis ATCC 42132
Lineage: Eukaryota; Fungi; Basidiomycota; Malasseziomycetes; Malasseziales; Malasseziaceae
Gene: SRP101
Exons: 2
Coding region: 1-1422 (473 amino acids)
Biological process (GO): intracellular protein transport; SRP-dependent cotranslational protein targeting to membrane
Cellular component (GO): signal recognition particle receptor complex; endoplasmic reticulum membrane
Molecular function (GO): GTP binding; GTPase activity; ATP hydrolysis activity
Source: RefSeq, a predicted model, not a curated record
AUGCAGAUCCUUCGCACGCUCGAGUCUGCAAAGCCAGCCAAGCGCGAGAUUCGUCCUGCCGAACCGGUAGACUCUACACCAGAGAAGCUAUCGCCGAGCAGCAAUUCGCCAGCGCCGACAUUCAAAUAUGAGAAGGCUGACGUUGGACCAGGAGGCCGCCGCGUCGUCUCUGGCAAGGGGAAGAAAGCUAAAAGCACUACCGGCACCGCUGCAUCCGUGGCGUCCCCGAGCACCGAGACGAAGAAGUCAGCCCAAGGGAAAGAUCGGCGCAAAUGGGGUGACAGCAAUGAGCCUCUUGCAGAAGGCAGCAUCGCUGCAUUGGACUUCAGUAAGGAGAAGGCAGACACGUCUCAGGUGAACUUGAGUCAGUGGAUCGAUGAAAGCAAGUUAGGCAGGAAGCGCGCAGAUGGCGUGUAUGAGCUAGCUGACGACGAGGCGGAACAAAACGAUACGUCGCCAAGCUUUUUCAGUACUCUUGCCGGCUCUUCCUCAUCGCUCCUUGCCCGCAUUACCGGGAAAAAGGACGCACUCACCAAAGAAGAUUUGGCACCAGUGCUGCAUGCUAUGCAAAUGCAUUUGCAAUCGAAAAAUGUGGCGAACGAUGUUGCUUCUUUAAUCUGUGAGGGUGUGGAAAAGCGCCUUCUUGGCAAGCGCAUUGGAAACUUUGGUAGCGUCAAGGCGGAGGUCCGCAAGUCCCUGGAAGAGUCGAUCACGAGAAUUCUUACACCCAGUACCAGCACAGAUAUCCUUCUAGAGAUUGCGAGCAAGAAAAAGCGUCGUGCAGAGCUGGCUGCAACACUUCCUGCCCAUGCCCUACGUGGUCAGACGUCACCCGCACUGAAUCCCUAUGCCAUUGGCUUCGUCGGUGUGAAUGGUGUCGGUAAAUCAACGAACUUGGCUAAGGUGUGCUUCUGGCUCUUGCAAAAUCGCUAUCGUGUACUCAUUGCUGCUUGCGAUACGUUCCGCAGCGGAGCUGUGGAGCAGCUCCGAACCCAUGUUCGAAACCUCGGCCAACUGGAGAUCGACGGUCAUCGUGUGGCAGACGGUAUGCCCGACACGGGCGAGACAAUGCUGCAACUGUACGAGCGCGGCUACGGCAAAGAUGCGGCAGGUAUUGCGAAAGAGGCACUUGCUUAUGCACGUACGCAGGGCUUCGAUGUGGUGUUGAUCGAUACGGCGGGCCGCAUGCAGGACAAUGAACCACUAAUGCGUGCACUUGCGAAGCUGAUUGCGGUCAACCAACCAGACAAAGUGCUGUUUGUCGGCGAAGCCUUGGUCGGAAACGAGGCCGUGGACCAGCUCACCAAGUUCCAUCGGGCACUGAAGGACUACAGUGGCGUCACCCAUCCACGCGGCUUGGAUGGGUGUUUGCUUACCAAGUGGGAUACAGUCGAUGUUUUGAUACCCGAGUACUUUUCAUAG